AGAAGAAGGAAAACAGAGGACGGCAGCGGAGGAAAAAAGUUGGCCCAACACCACUGCAGUGAUGUCACAAGCAUGUGACCCUGCUUCUCCAGUGACAGUGUUCUGAGGGAAAGAAAAAAGAUUUUUUAAAGGCUUGUGCCUCUUUGGGUUUGUGUGAAGGCUCUGCUCACCUCCCGAGCAACCACAGAACCACAGAAAAGUUCAGCUUAGGAUUUUUGCACGGCGGCACGUAAAUGGUUAACUGUCGCCGGUCAGCUUCAGGUUUGAGGACCGCACCAACCAAGGCAUCAAGGGUCACCGAAAACCACAGAGAAGCAAAAUUUGGGCGACCAUGGCAUCCAACAGCCUCUUUAGUUCUAUGACCCCAUGUCAGCAGAACUUCUUCUGGGAUCCCAGCGCCGGCCGGAGGUUCAGUCCGCCGGUGUCGGUGAAGAUGAAUGAUGUGAACCCGAGCGCAGGACAGCAGCAGCAGCGGCAGCAGGACAGCGCGGUGGUGCCAAGACUCCGCGCGCAAGAGAACCGCUCCAUGGCCGAGAUCAUCGCCGACCACCCCGCAGAACUGGUGCGGACCGACAGUCCAAACUUUCUCUGCUCGGUUUUGCCUUCUCAUUGGAGGUGUAAUAAAACGCUACCUGUUGCGUUUAAGGUGGUGGCCCUGGGAGAGGUUCCUGAUGGGACGGUGGUCACAGUGAUGGCUGGGAAUGAUGAGAAUUAUUCAGCUGAGCUCAGGAAUGCUUCAGGUGUAAUGAAGAACCAGGUGGCCCGCUUCAACGAUUUGCGCUUUGUGGGCCGAAGCGGAAGAGGGAAGAGCUUCACCCUGACGAUUACAGUAUUCACAAACCCACCGCAAGUGGCCACUUACCACAGAGCCAUAAAGGUCACGGUGGACGGACCGCGGGAGCCCAGGAGGCACAGGCCGAAGCUGGAUGACUCACCGAAGGCCGGACUCUUCUCUGACCGCCUCAGUGAACUGGAGCGUAUCCGGCAGACCACCAUGCGGGUUACCAUGCCAACACAAACGCCACGGCCCUCGCUUAGCAACCCCAACUCCUUCACACCUCAGGGGCAGACGCAGAUAACAGAUCCACGCCAGGCUCAAUCUUCCCCACCUUGGUCAUAUGACCAGACGUACCCAUCCUACCUGGGUCCCAUGGCCUCCCCGUCCGUGCACUCCACCACCCCGCUCUCUUCCAGUCGGGCCACAGGGCUGCCGUCCAUCAGCGAUGUGCCCAGACGCCUCCCAGGUUCGACAGAUCUGAGUCCUUUUCCUGGCCAGUUUGAGCGUCAGUUCCCUGCUUUCUCCUCACUCACCGAGAGCCGGUUUUCCAGUCCCAGAAUGCACUACCCGGCCACCUUCACGUACACGCCCACCCCCGUCACCACCGGAAUGUCCCUCGGCAGCGCUCACUACCACACCUACCUUCCUCCGCCGUACCCCGGCUCCACCCAGAACCAAAGCGGACCCUUCCAGAGCAGCAGCACACCUUAUCUCUACUACGGUGCCUCCUCGGGCUCCUACCAGUUCUCUAUGGUUCCGGGAGGAGACCGAUCGCCCACCCGGAUGAUGCCACCUUGUACUAGCGCGUCCACAGGAACCAGCCUGGUCAACCCAAACCUCCCGGUCCAGGCUGAUGGAAGUGGGGGGGUGGAGGGAGACGGUAGUCAUAGCAACUCCCCCACUCUGCUUCAUCCUGCUGGUAGAAUGGACGAAGGCGUGUGGAGGCCAUAUUGAUCAUUGAUCAGUUACGUGAGCAUAGAAACUCCAAACAAACGGCAUGGUUUUAAAGCACAAACCUUACUAGGAUGUUCAUCCUGUCUCGCUGAGCUACUUUCCCUCACUAACAUGAGUAUUUAUGAGCCUGUUAAAAGGGAAGUAUUUUUUACAUUGGACUUUGUUGUUGUUGUACAUUAUUCUGGACCUUUUGACCUCUGGGAAUCAUAGGCGGGAUUAUUUGGAAUUGAAGGAACAGAGAUGGAUGGAGUAUUUUAUUAGCAUUAUGUUAUUAUUUACUUGUCUUGGCAUGUUUUUUAAUAUAUCGUUUAAAGCACUGAACAACACCUGUAUGACUGUUUGUGAUCAAAUAUCUCUUUUUGUGCUUUUUUUUUUUUAAGUUAAGCAUUUAAGUUAUACGUAUUUGAUAAAAGGAUUUAAAGUAACUUAUAAAAGCCAUAGAUUCGUUAAUGUAUUUGGAACUUGAGUCAUAUAGGGAAUAUUUUUGUAAAGCAUCUAUGUUCAAGUUUAUGCAACUAAUUUACGGUAAUUUCUGUGCCUUAAUUGAUCACACAGAGUUGUAUGCUGAAGUCUCUGUGUCUAAGUACACUACAUUUGUAAGCAGUUAAUAUUGCUUGAUACUAAAUACUUUUUCACUGUUUUAAAGCUUUAAACCAAAGAAACAGCCACGGAUGCUCAAAAGUGUUUGCCAAUAUGCUAGAUCAAGCUUCCUUUGAUGUGCAUGUGCUGGGAUAAUUUAUAAUGUUGCUUAAUCAAAUGUGGCUGGGAAAGGUUUCCAGUGGGGGAAUAUUGAAGGUUCUGGAUGUGUCGUACACGGAUAUUCUUUUCCGCAUAACUGGAGCAAUACAUAUCCUCAAAAAAGUGGUAAUAAACUCAGUUAUGGCACUAUAAUACCAGUUGCAACAAUGCAGCUAUAAAUUAUUUUAGUUUUCAACAUAUGAAAUUGUUCUCAAUAUUUUCAGUUUUCAAUGUUUAUAAUAAUAAUAAUAAUACAUGUGUUUCGAGCAGCAAAUCAGCAUAUUAUAUUU
Messenger RNA from Carassius auratus (goldfish), 2760 nucleotides. Its product is annotated as runt-related transcription factor 2-like. Bases 332 to 1732 code for a protein of 466 amino acids. Gene Ontology annotation, biological process: chondrocyte differentiation; neuron differentiation; ossification. Gene Ontology annotation, cellular component: nucleus. Gene Ontology annotation, molecular function: ATP binding; RNA polymerase II cis-regulatory region sequence-specific DNA binding; DNA-binding transcription factor activity, RNA polymerase II-specific. The transcript is spliced from 8 exons. The record is from RefSeq and is a predicted model, not a curated record. Lineage: Eukaryota; Metazoa; Chordata; Actinopteri; Cypriniformes; Cyprinidae.